This is a messenger RNA of Cylindrotheca closterium, 3204 nucleotides long. NCBI's taxonomy places the organism in Eukaryota, Bacillariophyta, Bacillariophyceae, Bacillariales, Bacillariaceae. The record is from the annotation of a GenBank genome assembly.
AUGUCUGAAGCAGCCACAGUCUCCAAGGUAGACGAGAAAAAGGAUGACAAACCAUCUGUGGACAAUGCGACUUUAGCAUUCAUGUUAAGAGAAAGUGCUGACAUUGUGGAAAAGGGGGAAUUUGAUGUCAUUCUGUAUCAUGCAUUACAAGAUUUCCGAACCUACUACAAACUGCAUCUACCCAAACGAAAGGAAAAGGCGAAGAAAAAGCCAGCAGCAGCGGCAACAGCUCCGGCGGAUUCUGGAGAAAAUUCUUCAGACGCCGCAGCCACGUCAUCAUCUGAUGCUCAAAAGGAAGCAAAUACGAAGCCUGCAGAGACGACAGGUGAAGCAACUCCUCCAACUGUCAGUGCUGAUCCUUCGACGCAGGAGUUGCCAGCGGAACAGUCUAAAUCUGACAAUUCUGCGAGAGAAACAUCAGCAGGUGCCACAGUCAUUUCUGAGGAGGGAACCGAAUCAAGAACGACACCGUCGACUAGUGAUCCACCAGCGUCAUCUUCCAAACUGCAGGUUGAUGGGCCAGAAUCCGCAGCAGUAGAACCUGGGGCUCCGGAAAAUCCAAUCAAUACCGAAUCGGGUCGCAUGGGCUCAAUGGAUUCCGUUUUGGAUUCUGGUCGCAGUGCGGAAGAUUUUGACAACGAAGCCUCUUUGCGAGAUGCUCAAGCAAAGCAAAACCAUUUCGCGCCCUUUGGAAAGAAGGCAAAGAAUACUGGUAGCAAGAUUUCCGCUGGUAUGUUUGCUUCAAAAACCAAGAUGAAGCUACCAAAGAAAUUGCCCAAGAUUCAUGUCAAUCUUCCAUCGUCGGGAAAGAAAAAGAGAGAGGCCGAACUCGCGGAUCUGACUGGUGGAGAAGUUGCCCAGUAUGCGGAAUCAUCCAGGCGACGUGCAGCUGUUGGUGGUGAAGAUGGUAAUGAUGCCGUUAUGCAAUCACCACAACGAAGUUCGAAACUGGCACCAGCUGUGACUGGAUUGGAUGACAAGGAAAUCCGUUCGACUUCCGCGACUAAUCCCGUAGAUCGUGUACGGGAGGAUGAGCCGGCAGACGCCGAAAACGAAAAACCGUCAAGCUUGCGCAACAACGAAACCCACAAUGCUACCAACAACAGUGCGUCAGUGCAUCCAACAACUGCGACAGCAUCGGCUCCGUCAACUGCAUCGUCAUCAGAAGUCUUUGUCGCUGAUCCGAGGUCAGAAUCCUUCGAAUACGAAAUGCCAGACCAUGGACACGGCAAGCCUGCUUUCCAGCGUCCCAAGAACAAGAAUUCUGCCGUCGUGGCAAACGGAUGGAUUGAACAACAGCGUCGUUCCAAGAUGAGAACAGUCUGGAAGGAGGUUCUGGCUAGUUUGGUACAAGGGAGACGUCCUGGGGAAGAAACAACUCUAUGGAUUCAACGUGAAGCUGUGGAUCCGACGACUGGAAAGAAAGAAUUGGAAGCUUUGCAUCAAGUUCCGGUCAAGUUGCUGGAAAGUGUGGUUUAUUCCGAAUAUACCACGGACGAUCGAUUUAGUUUGAAACUCUACAAUUCUCAUGAAGAAUUUGUCUUUCGGUGUAACAAUGACCCAUCAGCGGCAAUGAAUUGGGUGACGAUUUUGCAGCAAUUCGAAAUGGAAACCAAACAGAAUGGGGCUAUGCCACCGCCAACAGCUCCAACAGAAUCAGUAUUCCCUGACUUUCCAGAGGAGAAAAAAGGUCCUGAUGUAUCCGAACGUUCUAGUUCGCCAACUCCUAAUCGUUUGGCCAUUCGCGAUUUGCGAGCCAUUUGUCACGGUGCUGGCAUCAAUACUGUUGGUAUGGAAAGAGCUAAUUUGGAGCGUGCUGCUGCCGAAGUUCAAAAACGGGGUACAUACUUUGCUCCUCCUAGCGCAGGACAUGCAGCUGUUCCUCCUAUUCCUCCUGCUGCUGCCGCUGCUCCUGUUGGCGCCAGCACUGGAUCUGCCAGUACUGCUCGAUCAGCAUCUCCGUUGCCACCUAAAUCAUCAGAACCAUCAGCUCCUGUUUCGAACGGAGCUACUGGACACAAGAUGAGCAUCAAAGACUUGCGAGCUAUUUGUCAUGGAGCUGGAAUUAGCACAGUUGGUAUGGAAAGAGGAGAACUGGAGCGGGCAGCUGCUGAAGUACAAAAACGGGGUACCUACUUUGCACCACCACCAGGAGCAGUACCUCCUGUUGCUCCUCGACCUGGUGCCGACGCCCAACCUGAAGACGAAGCUGGCAAGAAGGAAGAAAUAAGACAAAAACAGGCGGCGGAAGAUGAGGCUCGUCGGAGAGCUGCGGAGGAAGAACAUUGGAGACGACAUGAAGAGGAGUCCCGUCGUCGAGCUGCCGAAGACGAACACCGAAGACGGGCCGAAGAGGAACAUCGUCGUCGAGCGGCGGAAGAAGAACGCCGACGACGAAUGGCGGAACAACAGGCUCGACAAGCCGAAGAUCAACGUCGAAGAUAUAUGGAACAACAGGCUGCAUGGCAACACCAACAACAGCAAGAAGAGCAGCGCAGACGUUUGGCAGAGCAACAAGCUGCAGAGCACCGUCGUAUUCAUGAAGAAAAUAUGCGAAAGCAACAGCAGUGGGGAGGACAGCAACCCCAACACCACCCACAAGGUUGGUCUCAGCAUCAUCAUCCUCAUCAGCACUAUCAACAGCACCCACAGCAACAACACUGGACACCGCAGCAACAACAGCAGUGGCACCAGCAACAACAACGCCAUCAGCAGUAUCCACAGCAACACGCUCCUCCGCGAGGUCCUUCGCCGCAGCAGCAUCCACCACAAGAGCAGUCCAAAUAUGCCAAAAUGGCAAAUCAGACUGACGAUGAUGGACAAGCAGCCAUUACCAAGUUGAAGCAUGAUAUUCUCAUUCAAUGGGCUCUGCAACCUCCACAAUUGCAAAUGCUGCGUUCUGUUGAUGUAUUGCUCAGUACCAUUCAAACUGUGUUCCCGCCAGCUUUGGGAGUGCCAGCGCAUGAUUACUUUAGAAAGUGGAAGGUGGUGACGAGAGAAAGUGUAUUGAGUGAUGUCGGAAUCAUUGAUGAAGAGAAGGUCAAGAAGGCUGUUCGAAAGUUGCGAUUCUUUUUGCAUCCAGAUAAAUUGCCAAAAGAUUUGAACAAGGAGCAGGAAUUCAUGGUCAAAAUGUUGUGGGAUAUUACCAAUGAUGCCUGGGAAGAAUACGAAAAGAGCAAGGCAGACCUAGACUGGGUGAAAUAG